Drosophila nasuta is the source of this 2489-nucleotide messenger RNA. It is a transcript of the gene Gad1, whose product is annotated as glutamate decarboxylase. The coding region runs from base 232 to 1764 and encodes 510 amino acids. Lineage: Eukaryota; Metazoa; Arthropoda; Insecta; Diptera; Drosophilidae. The transcript is spliced from 8 exons. Gene Ontology annotation, cellular component: cytoplasm. The record is from RefSeq and is a predicted model, not a curated record. Gene Ontology annotation, molecular function: glutamate decarboxylase activity; pyridoxal phosphate binding. Gene Ontology annotation, biological process: GABA biosynthetic process.
GCAGAUCGUCAGCGAGUGAAGCUGCUUUUUGCCAGCCAAGAGUCACCACAAAUCCGACAAGCUAGUCACAGUUAGUCAAGUGGUUCCGUCCCGUUCGGUUCAGUUACAGUUCAAGUUACAAUUUACUCUUAACAAUUUACAAUUCACGACGCGUGUGUACAAACAAAGUUUUCCAAAGUGAAUUAUCUAAAGCAAUACAUCGACGAUAUCCGCAGGAUAAUCGAGGAGAAAAUGUCGCUUAAUCCGAACGGGUAUAAACUCUCCGACAGGACGGGUAAACUAACGGCAUUUGAUCUGAUGCCAACGACAGUGAGCGCAGGACCCGAGACACGUGAGUUCCUGCUGAAAGUUAUCGAUGUGUUGUUGGACUUUGUGAAGGCAACAAACGAUCGCAAUGAGAAGGUGCUCGACUUUCAUCAUCCGGAGGACAUGAAGAGAUUGCUCGACUUGGAUGUACCUGACCGAGCGUUGCCGCUGCAGCAGCUGAUCGAGGAUUGUGCCACAACGCUGAAGUAUCAAGUGAAGACGGGUCAUCCGCACUUCUUCAAUCAGCUGUCGUGCGGAUUGGAUCUGGUCUCCAUGGCUGGCGAAUGGUUGACAGCCACUGCGAAUACGAACAUGUUCACAUACGAGAUCGCUCCGGUCUUCAUACUCAUGGAGAACGUGGUGCUGACCAAGAUGCGUGAGAUUAUCGGCUGGUCAGGAGGUGACUCAAUCCUCGCUCCUGGUGGCUCCAUCUCCAAUCUCUAUGCCUUCUUGGCCGCUCGCCACAAGAUGUUCCCCAACUACAAGGAACACGGUUCCGUGGGUCUGCCCGGCACUUUGGUCAUGUUCACAUCGGAUCAGUGUCAUUAUUCGAUUAAAUCUUGCGCCGCUGUAUGUGGCCUCGGCACCGAUCACUGCAUCGUCGUGCCAUCCGAUGAGCAUGGCAAAAUGAUCACCUCCGAGCUGGAGCGUCUCAUUCUGGAGCGCAAGGCCAAGGGCGACAUUCCCUUCUUCGUCAAUGCCACCGCUGGAACAACUGUCCUGGGAGCCUUUGAUGACAUCAACACGAUUGCUGACAUUUGCCAGAAGUACAACUGCUGGAUGCACAUCGAUGCUGCUUGGGGCGGUGGUUUGCUCAUGUCGCGAAAACAUCGUCAUCCCAGAUUGACAGGCGUAGAGCGCGCCGAUUCGAUCACCUGGAAUCCACACAAACUCAUGGGUGCGCUGCUCCAGUGCUCGACGAUUCACUUCAAGGAGGAUGGUCUGCUCAUCAGCUGCAACCAGAUGUCGGCCGAGUAUCUGUUCAUGACCGAUAAGCAGUACGAUAUCAGCUACGAUACUGGCGAUAAGGUCAUCCAGUGUGGUCGCCACAACGACAUCUUCAAGCUCUGGCUGCAAUGGCGUGCCAAGGGCACCGAGGGCUUUGAGAAGCAGCAGGAUCGCUUGAUGGAACUGGUGCAAUAUCAGCUGAAGCGCAUUCGCGAGCAAUCCGAUCGCUUCCAUUUGAUCUUGGAGCCCGAGUGCGUCAACGUUUCGUUCUGGUAUGUGCCCAAGCGUUUGCGUGGCGUUCCCCAUGACAGCAAGAAGGAAGUGGAGCUGGGCAAGAUCUGUCCCAUCAUCAAGGGACGCAUGAUGCAGAAGGGCACACUCAUGGUGGGCUAUCAGCCCGAUGAUCGCAGACCCAACUUCUUCCGUUCGAUCAUCUCGUCGGCUGCCGUCACCGAGGAGGAUGUGGACUUUAUGCUCGAUGAGAUUCAUCGGUUGGGCGAUGAUUUGUAAGUUGGUUCUCAAGCAUUAGUUUUCCAGAGAUCCAGAGAUCAAUGUAGCUACAACUAUUGCGUAGUUCAUACAACCAAGAAGUAUCUUUAAGGUAAAAAAGCAUAUCAUAAGAACGCAAAAUAACUUCCAACUUAUCAAAAGUUCAAUGUUGCUGUAAAUUUGUUUGAAAUGAAAAACGAAAUAAGAAAUACGAAAAAAAAAAAAAAUGAAAUUAUAAAAUGAAAUGUUAACUAUUUAAAUGUUACGUUUGAUUCCGUUCUUCAGUUAAGUCAUUUGUAAGCGUCAGGCCAGUGUUGGAAAACUACUUAUUAACUAUGUACUCACAUACUUAUAAUCAAAGUGUUGCAAAAUGAUUAAAAACAAUGCCAAGUUGAUUUUACGUUUCACAUUCAAAGAAGAAAACAAAAGUUUAUUACGACUGUUGCACAUUAUAAACAAAUCAAAUAUUAUAUAUAGUGAAAAACCCCCAUAUAAAUAUAUAUAUAUGUAUAUUUAUAAAUCAAGACAACACAAAUACAAAAACCACCCACGUUCACCACCAGAAGAAGGAAAAACGAACCCAAAUUAAUUUUGGAAUGCAAAUGCAUGUUUUGAGGCUGCUAAAGUGUUGACAAUUGUUUCCAAUUAUUUCAAAUUCUAUAGUAAAUUCUGUUGCAAAGUAUAUAUCGAAGUUGAUCAAUGGCAAAGUUUAUGCUUCCGGCAAUAAAUGUACCUUUAUAUCAAAA